UCCCCCUCCUUCGUCUUCCUGUUUUCUCACUCCGUUUUUCUGCUGGCUGCUCUCAGGACACUGCUUUCAUCCGGAAAACGUUCUUCCUAAAGCCUUGGGCUUUUACAUUUUCUACCUACACCCUGUUACCUUUACUUUCUUUAGCCCUCAGUACUGUAUUUCCCUUUCUGAUCUACUCUCAAUUUCAUUUUUAUCUUCAUUUCUUUUCCUUACCAGAAAGCUUCUGCACAUGAGGAAACUCUAUACACAAUACAUCAAUUAUAUACAAAAGCUGACGCUAACAGAAAUAGACUUCUGAUAUGGCUCUUGACACAUAGUUUACACACACACACUUGAGAAUUCCACAAAUAAGUAAUAAUAGACUUCAAUAGCUUUCAGACAGCUAUAAACUACAUGAAGAUACAACUAAAAUAUAUGCACACUGAAAAGCCACACAUAUUUUAUAACACCAAACGCAUAUAGAUGUAAAAUUAUAUAGAACAUUUAAAAGAAAUUGUUACUUUGCCAAAUGAAGGAGAAGACACAAUUCUACAGAUAUGCAGUGACUCAGACCUAUAGAGAGACGGAAUAGAACACAUUCCUAGAGUCGAACACUUCUAGAGCAGCACAGGACUAAACAGUGUCUUUCAUUGACAAACAUGUGAGUGACACAGAGUACAAAGGAAAAACUAGUGCAAAUUCUCACAAUCUAAAACACACCCAGGAUACAGUCUAUGCUUGGACAAUGUACCCUACUUGUAUCUUCUCCUCUAUUUGUCUUCUGUUUCUCUGGCUACGGAUAAUCUCUUGCCACAUCACCCCCUCUGGAACCCGAGAACGUUUCAAGGUGGUGUUUGCCCCAUUGGUAUGCAAAAGAACAUGUCAAAAAGGCUACUGCCAUGAUGUAUGCAAACCAGGAAGCAACAUGACGCUCAUAGCAGAAAAUGGGGGAUCAGCAGACACCCUAACAGGUUCUGGAUUCCGAGUUGUGGUGUGCCCACUACCAUGCAUUAAUGGCGGCCAGUGUUCUUCAAACAAUCACUGCCUCUGCCCCCCAGACUUCACUGGACGAUUUUGUCAGUUGCCGGCAUCUGGUGGAGGGGGCUCUGCAAGAAAUACAGGUGAGGCAACUGAAACAGAGGUUGCCGACCCCUCCUCAGGAAAACACGCUGUCUAUGCCGUUCAGGUGAUUGCGGGAGAAGAUGAAGCAGAUGGCAGAGAAACAAAGAUUAGCCAAUCAGCUCUUACAGUACCACUGGCACCUGGGCAUACGUCAUCGGAAGUCCAGGUUUUACCCCCUUUCCUAAAUGUCCGAGUUCAUCACCCACCCAAUGCCUCUAUCCAAGUUCAUCGUAUCAAUGGCCUGGGGUCUGAGGGUUCACCAGGUGGAGGAGCAACUCAUCUGAUUGCGCAUUCGGAGGGAGGCAAAGCUACACCUUCUCGGCCCCUCACUUACAAACCUUUGGGGCGCUGUUUUCAGGAUACUCUUCCCAAGCAAGAUUGCAGCACUAACCCUCUACCUGGACUUACCAAAGAGGAGGACUGUUGUGGCAGUGUGGGGACAUCAUGGGGACAGCACAAAUGCCAUAAAUGUCCACAAUUGUCAUACUCUGGAAGCCAUAAAACAGCCCCAUUUCGUGGGGAACACGGAUCUAACUGCCCUCAGGGUUUUAAGUGGAUGAAUACUACGCACUGUGACGAUAUAAACGAGUGUGUCAUGCAAGGAGUAUGUCAAAAUGGGGAAUGUUUAAAUACACAAGGCAGCUUUCGAUGUACAUGCAAACAUGGCUAUAUCUUUAUCUCCUCACAAAUGCAUUGUGCACCUGAGAAGCAGGAGGUUAAAGGUCUGUGUUACAGGCUGGUUGGGACUGAUGGGCAAUGCCAACACCCAUUGGCUACGAGGUUGACCCGACAAUUGUGCUGCUGCAGUGUGGGGAAGGCAUGGGGGUCUCAGUGUGAGGCAUGCCCUGCAGAUGGGACUGCCUCUUUCAGUGAGAUCUGCCCAGCUGGAAAGGGUUACCAUGUGCUGAUGUCUCACCAGACACUCACAAUCCAAGCUCAGAGUGAUUUUACACUUCAUCUACACCCCGAGGGUGGGGAAAAUCCACCUCUGAUUCCAAGGGUCCCUGAGGUGAUUGCACCUCCAAAGAUUACAGAGCCGGAUUCCAAAGAUGGGGAUGUUACUGCUGCUGUGCUCCCAGCGUACAGCACAAACUCAGAGGAGGAAUCUGUUGAUUUUACACCAGUCCUUUCCACAACACAAGGAAUCUCGUUUCCAGAGGUUGCUCUGAAACCUACCAUUGUUGCCGUUAAGAAUAUACCUCCUGAGUAUUACAAUCGGAGCGCUGUUGAGAUUGCUGUGACAAAGGGACCAGAAACUGACGAAUGCAGACUGACCAGGGACCUUUGCGGGUUUGGAGAGUGUAUAGCAACCCCUUCAGGAUAUUACUGCAGUUGUAAUCCUGGGUACCAGCCACAUCCCGAGAGAAAGCAUUGUAUUGAUAUUAAUGAAUGUGACAAAAAUCCAUGCGGCCCUGGUCGGGGCGUUUGCCUUAACACAGCCGGCUCCUUUAACUGCCGCUGUCACCAUGGCUACAGACUACAAGUGACAAAUGAACAGCGAGCUUGUGUGGAUGUUAAUGAGUGUCUCCGGACUGGAGUUUGUGGAGACUCUCGCAGCUGUUUCAAUUUCCCAGGAUCAUAUAAAUGUGAGUGUCAGCUUGGCUACAAACAGAGAACCACAAGACCACUGGUAUGUGAAGAUAUCGAUGAGUGUUUGUCUCGCCAGCCGUGUGGUGGGGGAAAAUGUAUUAAUAUCCUUGGCUCGUUUCGCUGUAUAUGUCCACCAGGUUACAAAUUAUACAACCAUCACCUGUGUAAAGAUAUAGAUGAAUGCUGGCUCAACCCACACUUAUGUUCCCCUCAUGGCACAUGUGAAAAUGUGGUGGGGUCAUUCGUUUGUGUAUGUGACACUGGAUACACACUGAGUGAGGACGGCACGACAUGUCAAGAGGCUGUGCGUAUUUUGGAUCGCAGAGACUGCUUUUUGAGUUUGGAUGACUCCCUGUUCUGUGACAGUGUUCUUGCUGUUAAUGUAACUCGGGAGCAGUGUUGUUGUUCUCUGGGGGCAGGAUGGGGGGACCACUGUGAGAUUUACCCCUGCCCUGUGCAUAAUUCAGCUGAAUUCCUCACACUCUGUCCCGAUGGGAUAGGAUUUAUAAUUGAUCUUGACAUCGUGACUUAUGGUUCCCCAUCCUACAGAGAUAUUGAUGAGUGUCAGCUAUUUGGACAGGAAAUCUGCAAGGAGGGAAUGUGUGUGAAUACAAAGCCCAGCUAUGAAUGCUACUGCAAACAUGGAUAUUACUAUGAUAAUCGUCUGCUACAGUGCAUGGAUGUGGACGAAUGUGUUGAUGAAUCCAACUGCAUUAAUGGCCGAUGCAUCAAUACUCAGGGCUCCUUCUAUUGUCAUUGUCCUCAGCAUACUCAGUAUCAUCCAGAACUCAAGCAAUGCCUUUCUAAUGCUGAACUUGAUGUUGAUGAGUGUCGAGAUCCAGCAUUGUGUCGCAAUGGGCGUUGUGUAAAUACACAUGGCUCAUUCCACUGUGAAUGUACUCAUCCUUGGACUCUGGAUCCUCUCGGCAGACACUGUAACCCUCCUGAGAUGCAAUCAGAUCGUGAGUCUCAAGGUAUUUGUUGGCAAAUUCGAGGUUCAGAUGGAAUCUGUUCCCAGCCCUUGCCUGGUCCCCAGUUGUCACUGGCCGAGUGUUGCUGCCAUCAAGGACAGGGAUGGGGUUUGAGUUGUCAUUCUUGCCCACCCAGACAUGCUCUGCAAUGCUCAGCUUCUCAUAGUGAGGCUAAUUCUUUCUGGGAAUCAAGUGCUCUUCACAUAAAGAAAUACAGAAGAGAUCAUGACAGCUCAGAGGAAGGGUCAGAUGAGUGUCCCUGUGUGAAUGGCCACUGUAGAAGAGGGCCUUAUGGUGUCUUCUGUGAGUGCCCAGUGGGCUUUCAACUGGAUAUUACUCGAACUCGUUGCCUUGAUUUGGAUGAAUGCAGGCAGAAAAAUCCAAGAGGAUCUCUGUGCAAGAACAGCCGCUGUAUAAAUACAAUGGGAUCAUACCGCUGUGUGUGCAAGCCAGGAUACACUCGUUUCCCCAACCCCCAUAUCUGCAUCCCUCAGAGGAAAUAACUGCAUUUUCAAAAUGAAUUUAGCUCAAAUUUGAACUGAUGCUUGCAAAAGUAGGCAUAGUGUCAAAGAAUGGCGAUAAGGCAUAGAAUGGCUAAAGGAGUAAGAAAGAGAAGGGGCCACCAUCUGAAGAAAAGAGGUUAAUCAAGUAAACAAGGCGUGAACUGAAAAACAGAAAGCAAGAAUAAAAAAUGAGUAUUAAUUAAAAAAAUAGAAGGGUAUGUGUCUUCUGUACAUAUAAAAUGCUUAGGCUGCUGUAUUGGACUAUGGCAGAACAGCCCAAAAUGCUGACUAUCUAUUUCUAGAAUCCUCUGUAUAUUUAUAGAAAAUCUUUUUAGCCUGCACACUUUCAAUGUAAAAACAUUUAAUGUAGAACUGUAGUUAAAGGAAAUUGCUGAAAUAACAAAAGGAAAUGGAACCACUGUGUGUGUAUAUAAAGAAACGCUUCACUUAUCAGUAUGUACUGUAUGCGUUUAUACAUGCAUGUACCUAUACAAAUACUUUUGUCCUGCUCAAUCAUAUCCUUUUGAGUUUAGAUUUAAGUUUAGAAUUGUAGAUUUACAUAAAAAUAUUUGUCCAAAAUA
Xenopus laevis (African clawed frog) is the source of this 4746-nucleotide messenger RNA. RefSeq names its product latent transforming growth factor beta binding protein 3 S homeolog (gene ltbp3.S). Lineage: Eukaryota; Metazoa; Chordata; Amphibia; Anura; Pipidae. The record is from RefSeq and is a predicted model, not a curated record. Gene Ontology annotation, cellular component: protein-containing complex; extracellular matrix. Gene Ontology annotation, molecular function: calcium ion binding. Bases 725 to 4165 code for a protein of 1146 amino acids. The transcript has 25 exons.